This is a messenger RNA of Abrus precatorius (Indian licorice), 2570 nucleotides long. RefSeq names its product protein ESKIMO 1-like. Gene Ontology annotation, cellular component: Golgi apparatus. The transcript is spliced from 5 exons. The record is from RefSeq and is a predicted model, not a curated record. Gene Ontology annotation, molecular function: O-acetyltransferase activity. Bases 86 to 1657 code for a protein of 523 amino acids. NCBI's taxonomy places the organism in Eukaryota, Viridiplantae, Streptophyta, Magnoliopsida, Fabales, Fabaceae.
UCUUCUUUGCUCAGGGAUAAUUAUUCUGAUAUCAACUCUCUCUCUCUCUCUCUCUCUCUCUCUCUCUCUCUCUCUCUCUCCCCCCAUGCAGCCUCUUCGAAGAAAGACUCCUCUUUUCAACUCAGAAAUGGGGGCAAUGAAGAGUCGAAAGAACAAUAACCUCUCCAUUUUCGUGGUGGUGUUCUCCAUAUUCCUCUUUGGGGUCUUCAUGUACAACGAGGACGUUAAGUCAAUAGCGGAGUUUCCAUUCUCGAGUCCUAAAGCACAAGAAACCCAUGGAGGGAAAUCCAAACAAGUUGAGUCUGUUCAUGAAGACACUGUUGUAGUUCAAAGGGACACUGAGAAAGACGUGGAAGACAGUGUAGUUCAAAGGGACACUGAGAAAGAUGUAGAAGACACUGUCACUGUCACAGUUUCUAAGAACUCAAGAGCUCAAUUGGAGAAGAGCCAGGAUGAAGAUUCUGAUGAAACACAAGAGCGUGUUGAUUUGAAAACGGUUGUGGCGGAGGAGAAAGAGAAGAAGAUUGAAUUGCCACGUGCGGAGGAAGAGGAAGAGGAGGAGGAGGAGGAGGAAGAAGAUGAAGAGGUUGUGUUGCCUCCAGAAGAUUGUGACUUGUUCACUGGGGAGUGGGUUUUGGAUAACGUGACACAUCCUUUGUAUAAAGAAGAGCAAUGUGAAUUCCUAACUUCGCAAGUGACAUGCAUGAAGAAUGGACGACCAGAUUCUUUGUAUCAGAACUGGAAAUGGCAACCCAGAGAUUGUUCUCUACCCAAGUUCAAACCGAAGCUGUUGUUUGAGAAGAUUAGAGGGAAAAGGCUUAUGUUUGUUGGAGACUCACUGAAUAGGAACCAGUGGGAAUCGAUGGUUUGUAUGGUCAAUUCUGCGGUUCCUUCAGAGAAUAGGACUUGGUACAAGACUGGUUCACUUGCUAUCUUCAAAAUCGAGCCAGAGCACGUUACUACGGUGGAAUUCUACUGGGCACCAUUCCUUGUAGAGUCAAAUUCAGAUGAUCCAAAUAUGCAUAGCAUAUUGAACCGUAUCAUCAUGCCUGAAUCGAUUGAAAAGCAUGGAGUGAAUUGGAAGGAUGUGGACUACCUGAUUUUCAACACCUACAUAUGGUGGAUGAACACUUUCACUAUGAAAGUCCUGCGAGGGUCAUUUGAUGAAGGGUCCACGGAGUACGAUGAAGUCCCACGGCCAGUAGCAUAUGCGAGAGUCGUCAAUACAUGGUCAAAAUGGGUAGAUGACAACAUCGAUCCAAAUCGGACCAAAGUUUUCUUCAGCAGCACGUCUCCUCUGCAUAUCAAGAGUGAGAAUUGGAACAACCCGGAUGGCAUAAAAUGUGCUAAGGAAACCACUCCAGUUGUGAAUAUGUCGACCCCAUUGGAUGUGGGCACAGAUCGUCGCCUUUUUGCCAUUGCCAACAAUGUGACACAGUCAAUGAAGGUGCCGGUGAACUUUAUCAACAUCACUACUUUAUCAGAGUUAAGAAAAGAUGCACAUACCUCUGUUUACACCAUACGCCAAGGCAAGAUGCUAACACCGGAACAGCAAGCUGACCCGGCUACCUAUGCAGAUUGUAUUCAUUGGUGCUUACCGGGAUUACCCGACACUUGGAAUGAGUUCCUUUACACACGGAUCAUCUCUCAAUCUUGACCUACAACGUACAGAUAUCUCCACACAAUUCUGUUUCCCCCUUUUCCCUCAUAAUUGUUAUUAUUUUUCCUUAAGAAAAACAGCUCCUUUUUCCCCUGAAUGCCUCACUCAGUAUUUGAUUUGUGUCAGUUUUUGUAAUUUUAGUCACUUUCUAUUAACUUUUCUUUUUUUAGGAAUUGGGCAUUUUUACCCCUUUAUUUCCCUGUUUCUUUAUUAAGCCAAUUCGGCCAUGUGCAGAAGCACAGCAAGAUCCUUAAAUGUACAAUGAACCUUUCUGGAAUGAAAAGAAAAUAAAGCACGGAAGUUUCGUUUAGAUUAUUUCAUCGGACAAUUGUUUCAACUUCAAAUUUCUAAAUAGGGGUGCUUUGUGAUCUUACGUGUAAAUUUGAAAAAUAAAAUAACUUCGUUUAUAUCAUACUUGUAACUUUUCGAAAAAGUAAAUCAAAUUAUCUAAAAGGCAAUUUAUUAUUUAGAAAAUUUAAGAUAAAAUCAUUUUGUUUAAUUACAAAUAUACAAAGCAUUUUUAUUUCAAUAGUUCUUUCUUUCCCAAAACUACUCAGUAAUUUCAUGAACUAUAAAAUCUAAUUUUAGAUUCUGAUUUUAAAAAACUAAAUAAUAAUGAUUUUAUUUAAAUGGAAGUGAUUUUUUUCUUGCAUAAAGCUAACAAAUGGACUUUUAAUAUAAUUAAAUAGUGAAAAUUAAAAAUAACAAAGGGAAUUAUACGACACUUUUAAUUAAAUUUUGGCAAGCAUCUAAGUUAACAUUACUGGUAAUUGAUACCUCGAAUAAGUUUGAAUACAGAAUUGUAGUCGAAAAUGCAACGAUAACAAAAUACGUAUGAAACCUGCCUUUUUUUUGGUCAAAAUGUAAGAAACCUACGAAAAUACGAUUCAAAAAUAUGAAAAUACUCGAC